AUGCUUGGUGAUAAUAACUUUCACAAAAAUCUCCUAGUUCCUUGCAAGCACGAACCAACUGUAGAUAACCGAUAUGGAGUUCACUUUGAAUUCAACGAUUUAUGUAAUCGAUUGCUUGAAGUUCAAGCUAAUCAGCUUAGCCAAGAUCUUCAGCCCAAGAUUAAAAGAAAACCAAUUCGUUUUCCAUCGCUAUCUCAAAUUCCAAAAAACUAUCAAAAACCUCAAGAGGCCGUUCAAACUAAGCCAAAGCGCUUGCACCCUCUUGCUAAAAAUAUCUUAUUUUCAACUUUUGAUGAAUCCAACAACCGAACUACGACAAGUAUAAUGAGGAAGUCAAAUUCAAUUUCUCCAGCAAAGCAGCGAUUUUCCUUACUCCUCUAAAAUAUUUAUUUUUCUGGGGCUUAUAGUUUGCAUUUUUCUUAACUCCCCCCUGCAUGAGCUGACAAAAUAUUUUGUUCUCUAAUAGAGGGGUUAAUUUUUUUUUUUAAAUUUAUAUAUAAAUUUUAUAAUAAAUUUUUUUUUGAGUUGCUGGAGAUUUCAUUAUAAUAAUUUUUAUAAAAAAUUUUUAUAUAUUAAAAAUAUUUUUUGCUCGCUCAUGGAGGAGGGUUUCGGGCAAAAAUUAGGAUUUUACCAAUGGUUUUGUUCGCUCACGGAGGGGGGAGUAAAUAAAUACUUUUAUUAGUAAAGAAAAAAAUAUUUCAAAAAUAAAAAGAGUUAGAAAAUUCAAAGAGCAACAAAAAGCUGCACUCUAAACUUCUAACUGAGAAGCCAAUAAAAAGGAAGAGAGCAAGCACUCACAUUAGUCUAAAAUGCUAA
This is a messenger RNA of Blepharisma stoltei, 816 nucleotides long. NCBI's taxonomy places the organism in Eukaryota, Ciliophora, Heterotrichea, Heterotrichida, Blepharismidae. The record is from the annotation of a GenBank genome assembly.